UCAACACCCACCUCUAUUGACACUUUGGAUCAAACAGGAAAAUGGCAAAGAAACGCAAAGCAUCCGCUCGCGCGGAGGUGGAAAAUGCUACCGAAGGAUGGAAUGAACAAGGCGGAAAAAUGGGUCCAAUCAAUUCGUACGAGGAUGUCGCAGACUCGGAGGAUGAAUUCCACAUGAACCGGGAUAAGAUUAUGCUGGAUGAAGGGCCAGAUGCGAAGAGGAGGAGGAAGUGGCAGGAAGAAGAUGCGUUACUCGAACCGUCCGACGAGGAAAUAUUGGGCUAUUCUUCAGAGAGCGAAGAUGAUGAUAUACCCGAGCAAGCCGAUGAAGUGGCAUCAUCAGAUGAAGGAGGGGCCGAAGAAGAGGAUGAAGAUGAAGAGGGAUGGGGAUCUUCAAAGAAAGACUACUACAACAAUGACAAUAUCGAAACAGAAGCGGACGCAUUGGAGGAGGAGCAAGAGGCAAGACGCUUACAGAAGAAGCGUUUACAAAAAAUGAGCGAGGCAGACUUCGGUUUCGACGAGCUCGAAUGGACUGCCGGAAAUGAGGCCAAGGACGGAGACGACGAAGGGGAUGUAGUUACUGAGGUGUUGAAGGAUAUCGAGAUCACGCCAGAAAUGGGACCAAAGGAACGACUGAGCCUUUUACAGGCCCGGUAUCCCGAAUUUGAUUUUCUCGCCAACGAACUGCUCGAGCUUCAUCCUCUGUUAGAAGAUCUCAAACAGCAAGUGGCGUCCGAAUCGACCACCGGCGCGACGACAACUGAACCAUCCGUCACUCUCAUAAAGGCAAGGGCUCUGGCAGCAUACGUAGGCUCUCUCGCAAUGUAUUUUGCAAUCCUCAGCUCUCCUGCAAAGAGCAGUCAAGCCCUCCCCCUCAACCCAGCCGAAUUGCGAGACCACGCGGUCAUGGAGAGCCUUCUGCAAUGCCGCCAAUUAUGGACGAAUGUCAAAUCACUCAAAGCUCCGGCACCUGCACCAGCGUCCACUGAGUUAUCGGAAGAUGAAGAAAUGGAAGAUGAGCCAGUAAUUUCUAAUGGCGUCCAAUCAUCCAGCGAUGAUGAUAAACCUAAAUCGACCAAAAAAUCCCGGAAACAACUCGCAAUUGAAGCCACCUCUGCCUCCCUCGCAGACCUUGACUCCCUUCUUCCCAAGCGCACCAAGAAAGUCAGCAAACCUGUCGUUUUCCGAUCCGACGAUGAUGACUCUGAUUUCGGUGAAGAAACCGCCCUUACUGCCAAAGCCGCCGCUGAGAAAGCCACCCGUCGCAAGAAUCUCAGUUUCUACACGAGUCAAAUUGCGCAGAAAGCCAACAAGCGUGGAGAGAAGGGCCGCGAAGCCGGUGGUGAUAUGGAUCUACCGCAUAAGGAGCGCUUGCGAGACCGCCAGGCACGACUCAACGCCGAGGCCGAAGCGCGGGGGAAGAAACUCGAUGAAUACGGCCGAGGAGGGAAGGGUGUCGCUCUUGGUGCUGGAAGCGAUAGCGAGGAUGACGACGCUGGGGUAGCGAAGGAACUUCGUGGCGAAGAGGAUUCUUACUACAACCUCAUCUCCAAAACGUCGCAGGAUAAGAAACAAGCCAAGGAGGAGCACCGCGCAGCGAUCCGGAAGGCGAAGGAACAGAAUAGUCUGCUGAGAGUGGUGGAGGGUGAGAUGGAUGAGGAAGGCAAGAGAGCGAUCGGGUAUGUGAUAGAGAAGAACAAGGGAUUGGCGCCCAAGCGGAGGAAGGAAGUCAGAAACCCGAGAGUGAAGAAGAGGAUGAAGUUCGAGGAGAAGAAGAAGAAGCUGGCGAGUAUGAGAGCCGUGUAUAAAGGGGGUGAGGAGAGAGGCGGGUACGGAGGUGAGAAGACCGGUAUCAAGACGGGCCUGGUUAAGAGUAUCAAACUUUGA
Messenger RNA from Amorphotheca resinae ATCC 22711, 1889 nucleotides. RefSeq lists its product as hypothetical. Bases 42 to 1889 code for a protein of 615 amino acids. The transcript has 2 exons. Lineage: Eukaryota; Fungi; Ascomycota; Leotiomycetes; Helotiales; Amorphothecaceae. Gene Ontology annotation, cellular component: small-subunit processome; nucleolus. The record is from RefSeq and is a predicted model, not a curated record. Gene Ontology annotation, biological process: maturation of SSU-rRNA from tricistronic rRNA transcript (SSU-rRNA, 5.8S rRNA, LSU-rRNA).